Pseudocercospora fijiensis CIRAD86 is the source of this 249-nucleotide messenger RNA. RefSeq lists its product as uncharacterized. The record is from RefSeq and is a predicted model, not a curated record. NCBI's taxonomy places the organism in Eukaryota, Fungi, Ascomycota, Dothideomycetes, Mycosphaerellales, Mycosphaerellaceae. Bases 1 to 249 code for a protein of 82 amino acids. The transcript is spliced from 3 exons.
AUGCCCCUCGUAGUCCCCGGCCUGCAAUCCAAAGACGGAGCAGGAGACAAAACUUCAGAAUGGAUGUCGAAACUCGCGGGCAAGAAAAUCGGGGAGAGUCAUAAUGAAACUACUUUUGCGAAAACGGAUCUUCCGAAACAACAUCGUGUGGUUAAGGAAGGGGAUAUGAUGACUAUGGAUCAUGAGCCUGAGAGAUUGAAUAUUCAUACUUCUGAGGAUGGGACUGUGAGGAAAGUUACUCAUGGUUGA